AUGGCUGAGGAGAAGGACAUGUGGGCUCAGGCCGACCAAGGCAGUUACAGCCAGCUCACAGGGUAUGAUUUACCGGUUGAGAAUCUCAAGCUCCCUGCCGACUUCAUCUGGGGUGCGGCGACAGCGGCCUAUCAGGUUGAAGGGGCUGCCACACAGGACGGCAAAGGCAAAUCGAUCUGGGAUGUGUAUUCCCAUCUCGAGCCUUCGCGCACCAAUGGCGCCAAUGCGGACAUCACCUGCGACCACUACAACCGGGUUGAAGAGGAUGUCAAGCUCCUCAAAUCUCUAGGCGCAGACACCUACCGGCUUUCCAUUGCAUGGUCGCGGGUAAUUCCCCUGGGUGGCCGUGACGAUCCAGUUAAUGAAGCCGGCAUUGCUUUUUAUAACCGGCUCAUCGACACUCUCUUGGAGAAUGGGAUUAAGCCGUCCGUUACUCUCUACCAUUGGGAUGUGCCCCAGGCCUUAUAUGAUCGAUACAAAGCAUUUCUGAAUACAGAAGAGUUCCGUGCUGAUUUUGAACGAUACGCUCGCCUAUGCUUCUCGCGCUUUGGCGAGCGUGUUAAGUCUUGGGUUACUUUUAACGAGCCGUACAUUAUCUCCAUCUUUGGGCACCUCAACGGGAGCCUGGCCCCUGGCCACUGCGCCGACGUUGGGACGGACACCAAGACAGAGCCAUGGCGCGUCGGACAUGCGCUCAUCCUAUCGCAUGCUUCAGCCGUGAAGAUCUACGCCGAAGAAUUUCGCCCGCAGCAGCAUGGAGAAAUAUCCAUUGUGCUCAAUGGCCACUUCUAUGAGCCUUACGAUGCAGCCAGCGAAGCCGACAUAAAUGCCGCACAAGUCAGACUGGAGUUUUAUAUCGGCUGGUUUGGCGACCCCAUCUACCUGGGGAAAGACUACCCUGCCUCGAUGAAGGAGUAUCUUGGCUCACGCCUCCCCAGCUUUACAGAGGAGGAUCUGGCGCUUCUCAAGGAGACUUACAAGAUCAACACUUUCUAUGGGAUGAAUCACUACUCCACCAAGUUCGCCCGGCAACUUACUACAACUCCGGCGCAGGACGACUGGACUCGGAAUAUUGAGGAGUUAGCUAUAAACAGCAAAGGUGAAGAGAUUGGGCCUGCAUCGAGCAUGCCAUGGCUGAGGAUCGCCCCUGAGGGAUUCCGGAAACUACUGAAUUGGGUCUGGGAUCGAUAUCACGUCCCCAUUCUUGUAACUGAGAAUGGAUGCCCCUGCCCAGGCGAGGAGAAUGUUAGCAUCGCCCUGGAUGACCAGUUCCGCCAGAGAUAUUUCGGUUUGUACUUGGACUCCAUCUCACGUGCGAUAUACGAGGAUAAGGUGAAGGUUCUGGGCUACUAUGCUUGGUCGUUGAUGGAUAACUAUGAGUGGUCAUCAGGCUACGGUCCUCGUUAUGGAAUCGUUCACGUUGAUUUCGAUACGCUGAAGAGGACGCCGAAGGGAUCGGCAUACUACCUUCGAGACACGUUUGAGGAUCGUAGGAAGACGGAGCAGGCAUAG
Molecule: messenger RNA, 1512 nt
Organism: Clonostachys rhizophaga
Lineage: Eukaryota; Fungi; Ascomycota; Sordariomycetes; Hypocreales; Bionectriaceae
Source: the annotation of a GenBank genome assembly